Messenger RNA from Austrofundulus limnaeus, 8450 nucleotides. RefSeq names its product midasin. The record is from RefSeq and is a predicted model, not a curated record. Gene Ontology annotation, biological process: ribosomal large subunit assembly; ribosomal large subunit export from nucleus. Lineage: Eukaryota; Metazoa; Chordata; Actinopteri; Cyprinodontiformes; Rivulidae. Gene Ontology annotation, cellular component: nucleus; preribosome, large subunit precursor. Gene Ontology annotation, molecular function: ATP binding; ATP hydrolysis activity.
AUAGUAGCUGUUUAACGCACAUGUGGAGAAGGUUUAUUCCUGUAACAGCAGUGAUGGCAGUGUGAUACACGAGCCCGUGAAAAUCUGUGUGUUUCUCUUUAGUGGUGGUCACUUUGGAAAAGCGUUUGUCUUGUUUUUGUUUUGUUUUGUUUUAUUUCGCGAGAAGACACGAUGGAGUGUCUAGAAGGAUGCCUGUCGUCUCUGGACGUUAUUUCAAGACACGUAGACAAACAACAUUACAACCAAAUAAGACAGUAUCUGGUGAAGCAGACAUGGGGCCUGCAGGACAGACAGAGUUUACUGGAGUGUCUGGCUCAGCUUCUUCUGGAGAAAGAUCACACCCUGCUGAUUGCUCGACACCUUCGACCUCUGSUCUUGGAGCUGUUGGAGCGGAGUGCAGUGAGGGUCCGAGCUGGUGGCAGGAUCAACCAUGACCUUCAUGAGCGCUUGUGUGUGGCCCUCAGCAAACUUCUCCACAUUUGUCCCGAUGCACAUGUGUUUGCUGCCAGGUAUUUCAGCAGUGCCCCCCCAGUGUUCCAGAGGCUCUUCUUCACCAGUGAACAGUCGUCAGCUGUCCACUACGGCCCGAGGAGGAUGAAGCUCCGCGACCUGAUGGCUGCCACCCUGCGCUUCCUCCAGAGUGACUGCRCCAGGUUUGGGCUGCUGUGGGACUGGAGUCCCUGUGUUUCACAGCUGCUGGUCCGUGAUGCUGUAGUUCGAGGGUACACUGCUCAUUGUUUAGCACUUGUCUCUCACAUGACUGAUAAUCAGAAAAGCAUCUUCCUGAAGAAAGUGCUGACAAAUGAUGAAAUCCUGCUCCUAAAAACAAAGUUUUUGAAGGAAAAUGAAGAGAUGGAGGCAGAAAAAGCCCUGGUGUUAGUCAAUCAGAGGGAAGAGAUGUUGCGCCAGGACAGGAGUCAUAAACCUACGAGAGGUCAAGUGUUUCCUGAGGACCUGUCCCCAAAUGUUGUAGCAGUCUGUGGUGUUGUGCUUCCCAGAGCUGUGCCCGAAGAGCCUGAGCAGGUGGACCUAUCUGAUCUGGUUCUGGUGGACUCAACAUGCCAUAAUCUGAGGAGCCUGGCUUUGGCUGUGGCCUCUCAGAGUCCUGUGCUUCUAGAGGGUCCAAUUGGAUGUGGUAAAACUGCCCUGGUAGAGUAUAUGGCUGCAGUUACAGGGCACACAAAAGCUACGCAGUUUCUCAAAGUCCAGCUUGGAGAUCAAACUGACAGCAAGAUGCUGUUAGGGAUGUACCGCUGCACUGAUAUACCAGGGAAGUUUGUGUGGCAGCCAGGAACACUUACACAAGCUGUGACCAGAGGACAGUGGAUCCUCUUAGAAGAUAUUGACCAUGCACCUUUAGAUGUGAUAUCUGUGCUGCUGCCUUUGAUGGAAAAUAAAAAGUUGGUGAUUCCAGGACGGGAUGAUUGCAUUGAUGUUGCUCCUGGAUUUCAGUUCUUUGCAACCAGAAGGACYUACCACAGUGGUGGUAGUUGGCAUACACCUCUGAACUCCCAUGCAGCACUGCUGGACAAAUACUGGACUAAACUACAUAUGAGCAACAUGAGCCCAGGAGAGCUGAAGAAGGUACUUGACAGCAGGUUCCCCGUGCUAACGAUGGUGUCAGAUCAUCUGCUGAACAUCUACUGCCAGCUGAUCGGAGUCAGACAUUCAGGCACCCCGGAGCAUCCUGAUGGCAGCCCUCAGGAUAUCCCUGAGGACCAAAGCACUCCGCUGGAAGGGAGACAUUUGUCCCUGAGGGACCUCCUGAAAUGGUGUGAGCGGAUCAGUCUCAACUUUGACAGCACAUCAGCUGCUAAAGCACAGCAUGUCUUCCAAGAGGCUCUUGACUGCUUUACAGCCGUGCUGUCCUGUCCUGAACGUCGACUGCAAAUGUCCGAGACCAUUGGAAGCAAACUCAACAUCUCCAAAGAGAAGGCCCAGUACUUCUGCAAAAUGUACCAGCCUGCCAUGGUUCUGACAGAACUCCAGGCCUCAGUGGGCAGAGCCAGUCUGGAUCGAAAGCAGGCCAAGGCUGUCCAGCUGGUUGUAGAUAAGCAAACAUUUGCUGCCACUCGACCCUCGGCGGUUCUGCUGGAACAGCUGGCAGUCUGUGUGGCCAAAGGAGAGCCAGUCCUGCUUGUGGGCGAGACCGGAACAGGAAAGACCUCUACUGUACAGCAUCUGGCCACAAUGACAGGACACAAGUUGCGGGUCGUAAAUAUGAACCAGCAAAGUGAUACAGCUGACCUUCUUGGAGGGUACAAGCCUGUAGACCACAAACAGAUUGUGCUGCCUCUCAGGGAGGCCUUCGAGGACCUGUUUUCCCAGACUUACUCCAGGAACCAGAACCUAACCUUCUUGGGUCACGUGCAGACCUGCUUUAGGGGGAAACGCUGGCAGGACCUGCUCAGGCUCAUGGAGCACGUCUGCAAAUCUGCUUUGGCCAAUGAGCUGAAGAAGAAACGAAACGCUGCCUCUCUGAAGAAACAGUGGGAGGUGCUGGCUUCCAAACUGAGUCAGACUCAGCAGCAGAUGCGAACCUGUGAGACGACCAUGGUAUUUGCUUUUGUGGAGGGAACUUUAGCCCAGGCUGUGAAGAAGGGCCACUGGAUCCUGCUAGAUGAGAUCAACCUGGCAGCAGCAGAGACUCUGGAGUGUCUGAGUGGACUGCUGGAGGGCAGGGCUGGAUCUCUGGUGCUGCUCGACCGUGGAGACACAGAGCCACUGGUUCGACACCCAGAUUUCCGUCUCUUUGCAUGCAUGAACCCAGCUACUGAUGUGGGUAAAAGAAAUCUUCCUCUGGGCCUCAGGAACAGGUUUACAGAGCUUUAUGUACAGGAGCUAGAAAAUGAAGGAGAUCUGAGGAUCCUUGUUUCAGACUACCUGAAGUGCCUGAAUCCACCAAAGAGUGUUAUUAGUGGAAUCAUAAGUUUUUACCUAGCAGCACGGAAAGAGGCCGGCGCCCAUUUGACAGAUGGAACUGGUCACAGACCCCAUUACAGUCUUCGGACUCUGUGCAGGGCUUUAAAGUAUGCAGCUGCAAAUCCUUGCCACAGUGUGCAGCGAUCACUGUAUGAGGGUUUUUGCUUGAGUUUCCUGACUCAGCUGGACAGAAGCUCCCACCCUCUGCUUCAGAACCUGGUGUGUAAAUUCGUUCUGAUGGGAAACACAAAGUGCCUCAAACAGCCUAUUCCAGCACCUCCAGGUGGGACUUGUGUUCAAAUGGAGGGCUACUGGGUACCACAGGGGGAGAUGGAACCACAUCUGGACCCCAGCUACAUUCUCACUGCCUCUGUAAAACUCAACCUUUGUGACCUCGCUCGAGUGGUGUCUGCAGGGAAUCAUCCGGUGCUGAUCCAGGGAGAGACAUCUGUUGGGAAAACCAGCCUGAUCUGCUGGCUGGCUGCAGCCACAGGAAACCAGUGUGUGAGGAUCAAUAACCACGAGCACACUGACAUCCAGGAGUACAUCGGCUGCUACUCCUCUGAUGACCGGGGCAAGCUGGUCUUUAAAGAAGGUGUUCUGAUUGAUGCUAUGAGGAAAGGUUACUGGAUCAUUCUGGAUGAGCUCAACCUUGCCCCUACUGAUGUCCUGGAAGCUCUCAAUCGACUCCUGGAUGACAACAGGGAGCUGUUUGUAACUGAGACUCAGGAGGUCAUCAAGGCUCAUCCAAGAUUCAUGCUGUUUGCUACUCAGAAUCCUCCUGGUCUUUACGGUGGAAGAAAGGUUCUGUCCAGAGCUUUUAGGAACCGCUUUGUGGAGCUCCAUUUUGAUGAGCUGCCCAGUGAUGAGCUGGAGAUCAUUCUUCAUCAGAGGUGCAGCUUGCCUCCAUCUUACUGCACUAAGCUGGUCAAAGUCAUGCUGGACCUUCAGUCAUUACGCAAAGGAUCUUCUGUGUUUGCGGGUAAACAUGGCUUCAUCACGUUAAGAGAUCUGUUCCGCUGGGCAGAGCGCUACAGGCUAGAGGAGCAGACAGAGGCCUCUCAGGACUGGCUGCAACAUUUGGCAGAUGAUGACUGAUGGUGACGAUGUAAAGCUGUUUGAGUGGCAUGAUGGACCACUGGUGCUGGCCAUGAAGGAAGGAGGAGUGUUCCUCAUGGAUGAGAUCUCCCUGGCAGACGAUUCUGUGUUGGAGAGGCUCAACAGUGCUCUUGAGACAGAGAAGUCCCUGGUGUUGGCAGAGAAGGGCAGUGGAGACGACGACGAUGUGGAGCUGAUCAGAGCAGCUGCAGGUUUCCGUCUCGUUGCUACCAUGAACCCUGGAGGAGACUUUGGCAAGAAGGAGCUCUCUCCUGCUCUCAGGAACCGGUUCACAGAGAUCUGGUGCCCUCAGUCCAACGGACGCAGUGACCUGGUUCAGAUCAUCCAGCAUAACCUUCACUCUGGCCUCUCACUUCAUGGGGGCGACGUUGCAGAGCUGAUGUUAGACUUCAUUGAGUGGCUGGUCCAGCAGGACUUCGGUCGUCGCUGCAUCCUGAGCGUCAGAGACAUCCUGUCGUGGAUUAACUUCCUCAAUUCUGUGUGCGAGCCAGGCAGGAGCAGCUUCAGGGCUGAAGGGGCUCUGGAAGAAGCAGCAAAGUGGGACCUCAGGCUGGACACUGUUACAGCGUUUGUCCACGCUGCAUGUUUGGUGUACAUCGAUGGCAUCGGCUCAGGAACCACAGCGUGUUGCGCAGACGACGCUCUUUCAGCUCGUCGCAUGUGCCUGGGCUUCCUGCAGCAGAGGCUGUGUAAGAUGACCAGGCUGGACCAGGAGCUGAUGGAGACUCUUAGAGUCUAUGAUAGCAGUCUGCCACGGGAACCCCAGUGGGGGGAAGACUUCUUUGGCAUCAACCCAUUCUACAUUCCCUUAGGGCAUCAGGCUGUGAACUGCAGCCUGUCAGACUACGCCUUCACAGCAGGCACCACAGCAAUGAACGCCCAGAGGCUUCUGCGAGCUCUGAAGCUGAAGAGGCCAGUGCUGUUGGAGGGCUCCCCCGGUGUGGGAAAGACCAGCCUAGUGGCAGCGCUGGCCAAAGCUUCUGGAAACCCUCUGGUCCGAAUCAACCUGUCAGAGCAAACGGAUGUGAGCGAUUUGUUUGGAACAGAUCUCCCAGUGGAAGGAGGGAAGGGAGGAGAGUUUGCAUGGCGUGAUGGUCCUCUUUUGGCUGCCUUGAAGGCAGGCCACUGGGUGGUUCUGGAUGAGCUGAACCUGGCCUCUCAGUCCGUCUUAGAGGGUCUGAAUGCCUGCUUCGAUCACAGAGCUGAGAUCUACAUUCCUGAACUGGGCAUGAGUUUCCAUGUUCAGCACGAGAAAACCAAGAUCUUUGGCUGUCAGAAUCCAUUCACUCAAGGUGGUGGGCGUAAAGGAUUGCCCAAAUCUUUCCUCAACAGAUUUACUCAGGUUUUUGUGGACCAGCUGACCAGCAAAGACAUGGAGUUCAUCAUAGAUUCACUUUUCCCCAGCAUUGACAAGGAAAUUGUUAGAAAAAUGGUGGCGUUCAGUAACAGACUUGUUCAGGAGGUGUGUGGAGAGAGGCGGUGGGGUCAGAAAGGCAGCCCCUGGGAGUUUAACCUGCGGGACUUGUUCCGCUGGUGUGAGCUGAUGUUGAACGACCAGUCGAAAGCAUUUUUGAACCCAGGCCAGCAUGUAGCCUUGGUGUACGCUGACAGAAUGAGAACUGAGGCUGACAAGACUAAGGUGCUGCUUGUGUUCAGAGAGGUGUUCGGGGAUCUCUUUGAGCCUUACUGUGGCUCCAGACAUUUCCAGAUCACUCCCCUCAACGUGCAGGUGGGCUUCUCUGUGCUGGAUCGCAGCAGUGAAGCCCCAGUGGCCCUGGACCCCACACUGUCCAUAACACACCAGUGCUUGCAGCCUCUGGAGUCCCUGAUGAAGUGUGUGGAGAUGGGCUGGAUGACCAUACUGGUUGGUCCCACAGCUAGUGGGAAGACCAGUCUGGUGAGGCUGCUGGCCCUGCUGACAGGACAUCGGCUCAGGGUCAUGGGCAUGAACAGCGCCAUGGACACCAUGGAGCUCCUGGGAGGCUUUGAGCAGCUGGACAUCAUGCGACCAUGGCAGCAGGUGUUAGACAGCGUGGACUACACUGUGGCCACAGUAACAAGGAGUGGACUGAUGUCCUUUGAAGCUGGUGUCCAGGACACUGAGUUCCUGCUGCAGACGUGGGGUGAGUUCUCCCAGUGGGUGAGAAAGAACGGACUGCAGAAAACCGGGGUGACGAUCAACUCAGAGGCACUGGACCGACUGCAGGUCAUUAUCCUCCUGCUGCAGAAACUCAACACCAAACUCAGAGUAUUCACAGACAUGUCGAAGCUGCUGAUGGACUUCACUCUGCUGAAGAAGCGUCUGACUCAACAACAAGAUGGUUUGACUAAAGGAGGCUUUGAGUGGUUGGACAGCAUGUUGGUCCAAGCCCUUCAGGCUGGGGACUGGCUGCUUAUGGACAACGUCAACUUCUGCAGUGCUUCGGUCCUGGAUCGGCUUAACGCUCUCCUUGAGCCUAACGGAUGUCUCACCAUCAGUGAACGUGGUGUAAUCGAUGGGGAGACCCCUCAGAUCAGCCCACAUCCUGAUUUCAGGCUCUUCCUGACCRUGAACCCAGCACACGGGGAGCUCUCAAGAGCCAUGAGAAACAGGGGCGUCGAGAUUUUCCUUCCAGGGGAGCAUGAAGGGGUCUGCUGGGACUCACAGGACUUAAAGAGCCUGCUUCACACAGCUGGGGUGARCGGGGACUGUGUGUGCAAUUUACUUAUAGAAAUUCAUAAAGACAUCAAAUCUGCCAUCUGGGAUUCCCCUGCUUCCUCACUAACCUCCCUCCUCCAUGCUGCUGCUCUGCUGUCCGGCCAGCUGCACAGAGGUGUGGAUUUGCCCAGAGCCUUGCAGCGUGCCUGUGGAGAGGCCUACUCCUCUUGUCAGCGCAGCUCUGCCAGCCYAAAGCAAGCUCAGCUGGUGAUCGAGCAGCGUUUGUCCCUCCUGGAGUCUGAGGACUGGGGGAACGGUCUGCUGUGUGCCGGGGUCUGGCCUCAUGGCAUUCCCUCAGCCCUUCUUUCCACAGAGGAUUCCUGCUUUUCCUCCGUCCUCCGAGAUGGACAGCUCCUCUUGUUCUGCCUCAACUCUCUCAGUCUGCAGGGCAAACGGAAUUAUCCCUUGAGCCUGAAGGACCUGCAGCAGGCCUUGCAGAGCAGCYACAUCCAUGAGGACCUGGUGUUUCCUGCAGCAGUGCGGGAUCCUGAUGAAGGACAUGCUCUGAGACUUUUCCCCACCGCUGUCAGACUUGUGACAGAGAGAGCCUCUCAUGGAGACUGGCUCCUGCGCAGCAGCUGGCUCUCACAUCUGGGGAGGAGCCAUAAACACGCACCUGAGGCAGCUCUGGUCCAUAUGGAAGCAGGAAGCUGUGCUUUAACGGCUGUGUUCAGCAGUGAGCUCACUGCUAAAGGAAAAUCACUGGCAGUGUCGCUCCAGCCUCAAAGCACAGAUGAAUUCAGGAUUCUGUUGGACAUGCGRUGGAACAAACAGUACCUGGAUGUUCUUGCAAGCAAGUGCAACUUUGAAAAACAAGAGCAAUACUCAGAGAUUCUGGAGGCUAUGAAUGCAGUAACCAACAGGAUUGUUUUGAUGAUGCACAGAGAGGAGAAGGCAGUCCUCUGCUCUCAUGCUGCCAACAUGGCCGCCCCAGGCUCUGCUCUGAGAACAGCUGRAGCCUUCAGGAAAGGCUCUGUGGACAUCAGCCAGCUGCCACAUCCAGUCCUCAUGCACCUGCUGAGCCUCUUUGACAUUUGGGAUGCGUUUGUUCUACAAGCAGUGCAGACUGAAGACCCCCACAUUACAGAUCCCAUCUUAUAUGAGAUGCUGCAGAAGCUUCAGUGGAUGGAUCGUUUCUGGAGRGUGAGCCGCACGCUGCCGGCUGACGCUCAUGGUGUUUCUGUUCUCUCUCUGCACUGGCAGUGGGUGCAGAAACACGUCAUCCUCAGGCUUCCUCAGCUUCUUCUGGGAGACCCUGGCAUCACUUUAGAGUGGAGUUGGUGUCUGACUGCGCCUCUCGCCUGAGACUCAUGAGCAAGGCACUUGAUGUGAGUCACGUGGGGCAGGUUAGCUCGUCAGCUCUGCUCCGACUUCAGAAGGUUACGUUUAACCUGGACAUGAAGGAAYGCCUGCUUGAAGCAUGGGCUCUGGUUCUGUUAGCAAACAACCAGACAGAUCCACAGAGCACCGGGGUUCUGGAGAAGCUGCUGUGUAAAGUGGAAGCGCAGCAGUCUCWCAUGACGUUUCAGGGUCUCCUGGAGGUCCGCUCCAUGUCUGAGGAGGACGAAGAAGCAGCUGAAGUCCCUACGACCCGAGGGGAGCUGCUUCAGCUCGGCCACAGGGCUCGGCUCUGGCCGCUGAUGGAGGAAGUGGCUGUUCUCAACCAGCUGCACCUCACAGCAGACCUGCUGCUUCUCUCUCUGGGGCCGAG